Molecule: messenger RNA, 876 nt
Organism: Fusarium oxysporum Fo47
Lineage: Eukaryota; Fungi; Ascomycota; Sordariomycetes; Hypocreales; Nectriaceae
Product: peroxiredoxin-like family protein
Exons: 2
Coding region: 87-737 (216 amino acids)
Source: RefSeq, a predicted model, not a curated record
ACGAGACGUUUGGAGCUUAAAAUACUCUGAUUAUUCAACACAUCUCAUAUCGUAACACACCAAAACAAUAACGUUACUGCCGCAUCAUGUCGCAAGAAACCGCUGCUGUUGAUGCCAACGCUAAUGCCGGCUUCUGGAAAGAACUCGACUCAUGGAAGACACCCGUAGCUAAAGAGGUCGGUCCUACAGUCGAGGUUGGAUCUAAAGCGCCCUGGUCUCAACACCUUCGCCUUCCAGACGGGAAACCUACUCUCGUGGUGUUUCUCCGUCAUUGUGGAUGUCCCUUCGCUGAAAAAACAUUCAGAGCUCUCGCCGACCUAUCCGAUAAGGUCCCAGGGGUCCAUUGUGUCGCCAUCUCGCACUCUUCAGAAGAGGCAACAGACAAAUGGCUGCCCCUGGUCGGUGGCACCUGGAACGUCGAUGUUGUAAUUGAUGAAGAGCGCGACUUGUAUGCCAAAUGGGGUCUCGGAAUAUCAUCAACGUGGCACGCCGUUAACCCUCUCACGCUGUGGAAUGUCUUCAGCCUUGGAAAGAAUGAGGGCAUCUGGAAUCGACCAACAGAGAGUGGCUCGCGGUGGCAGACGAGCGGUGCCUUUGCUGUUGAUCGCGACGGAACUGUUCGCUGGGCUCACGUGGCGAGAACCGCUGAUGAUAUGCCGGAUCUCAAGGCUGCCAUGACUGCGCUUGGACAUCCACCCCCUGAGAAUAAGCGCCACUCAAAGCAUGAGCAUCAGUAGAACUACUGAUUGACGAGGUUAGACUUAUCUCAGUGUCCAUGUAUGAGCCGAGAAGGGGGCUAUCAUGUGUCAAAACUAAGCAACGCUGUCACCAGGAUUCACAAGAUAGGCGGCCGUCAAAGUGCAAUUAAUAUAUGCG